Messenger RNA from Amoebophrya sp. A25, 1934 nucleotides. The record is from the annotation of a GenBank genome assembly. NCBI's taxonomy places the organism in Eukaryota, Dinophyceae, Syndiniales, Amoebophryaceae.
GUCCAUUAUAUGCGGUGAAGUCGCAGGGCGAGUAUUUCGGGGAAGCCGCUUUGCUCAUGGACACGCUUCGAUCGGCUUGGGUACGAGCAAAAACGUUCGUCGUUUUGGCGCACUUGACUAAGGACAAAUUCAAUUUCAUCAUGGAGGAGUGCCCGGACGAAAAAUUCAAGAUGCUCCAAGAAAUAAACGCGCAGCGCAGUGCGAUCGAACAUGAAGACGGUGCUUCGGCAUCCGGAACGACAACCGCGCUUAACUGAGCGUAGGAACCACAAGAUGUUACCGCCUAGGAUGCACGACUUCUGAAAUUGUAAGUCGAAAAUGAACAAAUUUAUAUACAUAGUCAAUGUAUUAAUUUACUUUCAUAUAUGUUGCGUUUGUUUGGCUUUGGAGCUCUAGUAUCUUCAAGUCAAAUGGUUCUACGUUUUUCUGUUCUGCAGCACAGGUAAUAAGAUCACGAUCAAGCAGUUACUCAAAUUCUACAAUACCCAUUUUCGUAUUCUUGAUAUAGUACUUCGUGGUCUCACGGGAACAGGACGUAAUUGCCGAUGGCGUAUGGCGACACGGAAACCUGAUCGAAUGAGCAUUAGUUGCAAGAAUAUCAUUAUGCUGUAUAGUGUAUGCAUAGUAGGAGUUGAGGAUGAGCCCCAUUCAAAGGGUGCGUUGCCCGCCGGUCCCUUCUAUUUUAUUGUGCACUACGGAACGCACAUAGAAGGCCAAAGUGGAGUUCCGUGUGCGUCUAGCAAAGGUGUAAAGUUGUGGAAAUUUCGGUUGUGCCACUAUUUUACUUCGUCCGUAUGUCCAAAAAGUUGAUUCCCAUGCUUGAAAAAUGCUCUGUCAAAGAUAUAUUAGAUAUAUCUUAUUCGGAACGGUGUAGUAGUGCUUCUGGAAAAAAUGAAAGAGGACCACUCUAGUACAGUUAUUUUAGCAUCAACAAUAAUAGAAGUAGACCACCUGAGACAUCAUUUGUCUUCUACUUCUGUACAGAUACAGUAAAUACAUAGAUGAACAUGAAAAAAGUCCAAGUUGAAUAUUGCUCCUAGGUCUGCAUCGGCGUGCGCGUGCUUUAUAAGUGGCAGUGCGUUCUAGUUUCGUAUCUAUCUGAUUCUUCAAUAGAGCCUGAGAGCACAACAUACAUACAACAGGUCUAGUGAUUAUAAGAAUGUCCAAUAAAGUUCAAGCUCGCAUUCUUUAGGUCUAGUAAUUAGAAGAAUGCCUACUCUCUUCCACCUUGCUGUGAAUGUUUUGUUUCGUUUCGAUUUGGAAAGUUGCAUGAUUCAGUAAUGUUGGUUGUCUUCUGCAUGUCAGUCGAUCAUUGAAUAAUUGUAAUAGAUUCGCUUAUAGUUUCUAAGUUAUCGCGAAUGAGGUCGAGUAUGACCCACUGCAUAUUGCGCAGUUGUUUAGUCAAACCGUGUUGAAUACAUUCCUCGUUUUCCCAUCUGAAAUUUUCAAAUGUCUGAUCAAAAUGUUCAGAUUUAUCUCAUGGUUGUAAAGCUAUAAUUUCAUGAAGAGGAACUUGAUCAGGAAAUUAUACGAACUAAGACCAAGACUUCUUUUCUGUGUGGUUCGAAAGCUUUCAAGUGUUUCGUUCAUAUAUAGAUUGUCACUUUCCACAGCAACUUCAGCUAUUAAUUGUCUCUCGUCAUUAAUAAGUUGAUAUUGUUGAUACAGUCGAAGAAGAUGAUCUCUAGUUGUACAAGAAAGGCAGCGUGAUGGGCUGCGUUAUUGGGGCUUCACAUCUAAGUACUUACGUUCCUCUGAUAUCAAUUUGGAGUAGUUACUGGACAGUGUGUUGUACCAAUAUGUGAGGAUCAUGCUUGACUGGGCGAUGUUCUGUGGAUGUCUGAUCGUACAUAAACGCCUAUGCGAGACGAGACUACACAUCGUCUUGAGCAAGACGCAGUGGAGCCAGGUUGUUGAGAUGACGAUGAGCAGAC